AUGACUGGCAGGUGGAUUUGCCCGCCCAGUGGUGAUGGUGACUGUGUGCCGCUGAAGGACCAUCACAGUAACCGCCAGUGGAACUUGACGCAUUGGCACCUGGGUGUGCGUGGCCGGGCCGCGCUGCUUCAGAGCUUUGCACCCCCAGGAUAUGUGGACGUCAAGUUCACCAGCGCUGCGGGCAUGACAGAGGAGGUUCAGGAACUGCUCACGGAGAAGGGCUGGCUGGACCAGAACGAGCCGCCGAGCAUGCUGGAGAAGCAGUUCCGGGCCAAGUACCUGCUGGUCACUGACGACAGCGACCGCAUCUACUGGAUGGCGACAGGGAACUCCCUGCUCUUCAUGCCGGGCUCCUCCAUGCUGCGGGGCUGCGGCUUGCAAGCGCUGGAGCCCUGGACGCAUUUUGUGCCCUUGAAGCCGGACCUCUCCGACGCCCUGCAGCGCAUUGCUUGGGCCAGAGAGCACGACGAAGAG
Messenger RNA from Effrenium voratum, 474 nucleotides. The record is from the annotation of a GenBank genome assembly. Lineage: Eukaryota; Dinophyceae; Suessiales; Symbiodiniaceae.